AUGGCUUCUUCCAAUGAGAACGAUGAUGUUCCCAUGCUUCCAGUUUCAGACACAUCAUCAUCUCGUACUAGGUCACGUAGCAUUUCCCUAGCGAACACUUCUUCCACCAUUGACGUAUUUGAAAACUCGAGUGUUGGUUUAGGCUACACAGAUCCUCUGGGGACCCAGAGACGGCCUCCUCCUUCUACUGGUGGUUCUUCUGAUUUCAUUGGUGCCUCCUCCUCUCAGCCUGAGUUGGUCUCGAAACAUGAACAUCUUCUGAUAUCUGGAAAAUUGGGGAUGUGUAAUGAUCCUUACUGUACCAGUUGCCCUCCAGACUACAAACUCAAAGCUGCUAAAAUCUCCACUUCUGGUUCCACGCCCCGUAAUGCCCUGGAUGAUGAUGCUAAUAAGGGCUGGUUUAGGCGAUUUGCUACAUCUAUUGAUAAAUGCUUACCGUUACCGAAAAUCAUGGAGCCUCACUCUAAAACCGUUCAGAGCAGGAAUAAAUUCUUUGCCUAUACAUGCUUGUUCUCUAUUUUCGUAGAUCCCUUCUUUUUCUACCCCAUAGAAGUCAAUGAGGAGGACAGAUGCAUUAAGAUCAAUUGGCUGUUGGCUAACAUAAUUGUAGCUAUCAGAUUUUUAGCGGAUGCUUUGUACUGUAUUAACAUCCUAUUUCAGUUUCGAAUGGCAUAUGUAGCUCCCGAGUCUACGGUUGUUGGUGCUGGCCAGUUGGUUUAUGAUCCAAUAAAAGUUGCUGGCCGCUACUUACUAGGAAAGUUUAAACAAGACAUUUCAAUAGUGAUACCAAUUCCACAGAUACUGAUGCUAUGGGUGAUACCACACGUGUUAGGCAUAUCUGGGGCAAACGAUAUAAAGAACCUUUUACGCACUGCAAUUCUUAUCCAAUGUCCUAUAAAGUUACAUAGGCUUAUUCAUCUUCUAGCCGGACAAAGACCGACAGGGUUCAUGUUUAAGUCAGCUAGGGCUAACUUUUUUAUUAAUCUUUGCACCUACAUGCUUGCUGGACAUGUUGUUGGCUCUUGCUGGUAUCUUUUUGGUUUGCAGAGAGUUAAUCAAUGUCUUAGAGAUGCUUGCGAUUAUUCUGAUUCUGCAUGCAAACAACUAAUAGAUUGUGGUCGUGAUCAUGAAGCGGAAGUUUUAGAUGCUUGGAAAGGUAACGUGAGUGCCAGUGCUUGUUUUGAGGAGGGUGGUUUUCAAUAUGGAGUAUAUUGGAAGGCAGUCAAUCUCACUCAUGACCCUAAUGUGCUCACAAGAUACACAUACUCUCUUUUCUGGGGGCUUCAGAACUUCCUUCAGUCUCUCGGCCGCAGGAAUAUGGAAAUGACUCUAAGACAGCGUGAUGUGGAUCAAUGGAUGAGACAUAGACUGUUUCCAGAACGCAUAAAAAUGAGGGUGCAAGAAUCUGAGUGGUUUCACUGGACUGCUAGUGGAGGAAUUAACGAAGAAUUGCUCUUGGAGAAUAUGACGGAUGACAUUCAAAGAGAUAUAAAACGACAUCUCUUCGCAUUUCUCAAUAAGGUGAGGAUAUUUUCGAAGAUGGAUGAACCAUUCUUAGAUGCCAUCCGUGAGAGGCUGAAACAGAGGACUUACUUAAAGAGUAGCAUGGUCUUGGACCGCAAUGGUCUAGUUAAUAAAAUGGUAUUCAUAGUGAGAGGUAAGAUGGAGAGCAUUGGAGAAGAAGGUUCUCGUACUCCUUUAUUAGAGGGAGACGUUUGUGGUGAAGAACUUCUCACUUGGUGCAAAGAACGCUCUUCUGAUGGGACUAGUUGUGAUGAUAUGGGCCCAAUAUCAAAUCAGUUUACUUCUGACCCAAGAAAAGCCCAAGACGAAAGAGUGUCCACCAAGGAAUGAUUUCCUUUCUUCUCCUAAUGUUGGCUACGGCAAUUCACGAGAUGUGUAAAGAAAAGGGAAUUAUACAAAAGCUAAUGGGAUUAGGAAAGGCAAUAGCUUUUAGUAUAAAUAAAGNAGAGAGGCAAGAUCAAUAAGAGAGAUAAAGAAAGAUCAAGAGAGAUUAGCAAAUUAAGAGAGGUUUUUGCUUUGGUUUAUCUUGUGAUCUUUAUAGUUUGUUCUUGAGACAUUAUUCUUGAAAGAGUGAACAAAGAUAG
This is a messenger RNA of Eruca vesicaria subsp. sativa (arugula), 2108 nucleotides long. Lineage: Eukaryota; Viridiplantae; Streptophyta; Magnoliopsida; Brassicales; Brassicaceae. The record is from the annotation of a GenBank genome assembly.